AUGUUGCAGACCUCUAUGCGGGUCACCCUCCAAGAGUUCGACAAUGAAGCUGCCCCUGAGCUCGAUAUCGGUCCCUACUGUGUCCGAUCAUUCAUGGAUGAUAUAGCUCAGGGUGCAGAGACCAGCUGCGAUAGGGAUAUGUUGGCAGAUGGAGUUCAUCAAGUGGUUGUCAGAAACGGCUUCUCCGAGCAGGAAUCGAAGCGAUUGCAGAACAGAGUUAAUGGUACCGAGUUGUUGAUGCGGGCGGCUGUGCGUGCUGGCAAGACCAUGGACGACCCUCUUGCUCCUGAUCUCGUACGUCGAGAUUAUUUGCUACAAGAUGCUUACGCCAGAACGGUAUGGACACCGCGGAGUUUGGUAGACGAAGUCCUAACUGAGCAAGGUUCCGACCCCCACUGCAAGCAGAUCAGAAAGAUUCUGGCACAUCAGCCGGUAGAGCUCACGGCCACCGAGGUUAAGCGUAUACGACGAACAUAUAUCAUCGAUAAGGAUGGGAAUAUCUGCAGGUACCAUGCGGUUUGCGGGAGUCAAUACUAUGUUUCCUUGGCGAUGCGCUCGGUGGUAAUCAGCAUCUUGCACGACUUGUAUGCUCAUCCAGGGUCUAAUAAGCUCUACGGCAUAGUUCUCAAGCUCUACCAUCUAUACUGGCCCAAGAUGGUUCGCGACAUUCGGCAGGCCACCAUGUCCUGCGAGUGCCCGGACGACGUACCAAAACAUUGGGACGUGGACGCUGACAAAGCCUUUGCGAAGCUCAAGGCUGCUCUCAUCGGACUUCCUGGCUUGGCCUAUCCCGAUUUUCGGGAGCCAUUCCAGAUCUGUUGCGGUGCUUCCAACCAAGCUAUUGGCGGGGUCCUUGAACUGUUCAAGGGCGACCAUUCUGAUACGGUACAAGCAAGGGACGAAGAACAUCAAUGCCGAUGUACUCUCUCGACCUCAAUUGCCACGGCCAGACCCUAUCAAGGCCAGCAAUUCGAGAGUGCUCACUUCCGAGCUACCUUGGACGCUCUAGGUAUCUCUAAGUCUCGGACGACCAUCUACCAUUCAGCUGGUGACGGUUUGGUUGAACGACUUAACGGGACCAUCUUGUCGAUCUUGAGGAGACACUGUUGCAUCCCCGACUGGCCGACCCAUCUGCCGGCUCUUAUGUUCAAACGUGAGCCCCCGGCCGACUUUAUUCCUAUAACGUCUGCUUAUAGCUCACUGGUAUUUGAUACCGAGACGUACGGACAAUAUGUGGCUAGGGUGCGAGCUUACUUGGACGAUGAGGUCGACCAGGCUGUCACUCAUGCAGCAGCGAGGUACACGGCCUUCUACGAUCGCAAAGCCAAGCCCACGGCUUUCUUCCCGAACGCUAGAGUCUUUGUGCGUGUUCACGUCCCCAACAACAAGUUGGCCCCGAGGUGGGAAGGUGAUUGGUAUAUAGUGGACAUUAUUGGCUCACAAGACUCGGUAAGAGUGCUUCGUUUUAAACAUGCUGUCACUGGCGAGUUGGAGGUCAUCAACGUGGACCACGUUCGACUGGAUCCAGUUCAACCUCACCAACUGUCGGACGGUCUUCUACAGCGUGUGGAUCGAGAAGCCCCAGACCUACCACCUCUACCAGCCUUCAACCCUGAGGCAUCUCCUGCUCAUGCUCUACAUCCUCAGCGAACGAUGCCUCCUAGAUCAAUGCCUGACGAGGAAGAGUUCUCUAACGGUGUUCCGGGCAAUCCGCCGGUACCCGCUCGAUCUGUGGUACGACCGCCGAAUGGUCCGUCCGCACCUCCUGUCCCGUCUAGAUCACGGACGAGGCCUAUUUUUAUGUAG
Molecule: messenger RNA, 1806 nt
Organism: Perkinsus marinus ATCC 50983
Lineage: Eukaryota; Perkinsozoa; Perkinsida; Perkinsidae
Product: retrovirus polyprotein, putative
Exons: 6
Coding region: 1-1806 (601 amino acids)
Molecular function (GO): nucleic acid binding
Source: RefSeq, a predicted model, not a curated record